CACACACAGACACACACUGCACGUUUAUUACGAGUCUAGAAGUGGCACAUGGACGCGAUACAGUGAAAUCUGUCCUGAAAUAUGGCGAAACCUCCCGUCACUGACAGCACACGGAACGGCCGAGAAGUUUUCUCGCAUUUUGCAUUUCAUUACGGCGAAGAAUAGAUAGUUGCCAUAUUUUUUGAGGUUGUAUAUCAACUAUAGUUUCACCAUACGCUGCUUCUUCGGUUUCCACACGCGCAACUGUAAAUGCGGCUGCGCUGGCGACUCCCGUCUGAUCGGACACUGACAGCUGGAUAUUAUCAGCUCUUCAUGAGCUAAACACAGCGCUUCAGUUCACACAGACUGAGAUGGAAGAGCUGUCAACCCAUUACAGACAGCAGUAAGCGAGUGUAUUCAGUGAUUUAGAGGCGAUGGCAGCGUCCAGUAACUCAAGUCUGUCGGGUUCCUCCGUUUCCUCAGAUCCUGAAGAUUAUCAGCCACCAAUAUGGAAAUCCUACUUGUACCAGCUACAGCAGGAAGCACCAAGACCCAAGAGGAUCACAUGUCCUCAGGAGAUGGAGAACAGACCCAAGUACUAUGGUAGAGAGUUCCAUGGUCUGAUUUCGAGAGAGCAUGCAGAUGAACUGCUGGCAGGGAUUGAUGGUGCUUACCUCAUCAGAGAGAGUCAGAGACAACCGGGAACAUAUACACUUGCCUUGAGAUUCGGGGGCCAGACUUUGAACUAUCGGCUCUUUUAUGAUGGAAAGCACUUUGUGGGAGAGAAGCGUUUCGAGUCUGUUCAUGAUUUGGUUACAGAUGGUCUCAUCACUCUCUAUAUUGAGACCAAGGCAGCUGAGUACAUCGCCAAGAUGACCACAAACCCCAUUUACCAGCACCUGGGCUACACCUCUCUCCUAAAGGACAACUCGCUCACUAACCGUCUCAGUCGGGCCCGUUCUGAGACAAAAAGAGUUACUUUUCAACAGGAUGACAAGAUUUCACCAUCACCACUGAGCAGACGCACAACACUUAAGGAUGGACCAGAGAAACACUGCCAUUACGAAAAGGUCCACAACUUUAAAGUGCACACUUUCAGAGGGCCACACUGGUGUGAAUACUGUGCGAACUUCAUGUGGGGUCUCAUCGCCCAGGGCGUGCGUUGUUCAGACUGUGGGUUGAAUGUGCACAAACAGUGCUCCAAACUGGUGCCCAGCGACUGUCAGCCAGACCUACGCAGAAUCAAGAAGGUCUUCAGCUGUGACCUCACCACGCUGGUCAAAGCCCACAACACUCCACGGCCGAUGGUUCUGGACAUGUGCAUCAAAGAGAUCGAGCACAGAGGGUUAAAAUCAGAGGGUCUCUACAGAGUGUCUGGCUUUACAGAACACAUAGAAGAUGUCAGGCUUGCGUUUGAUAGAGAUGGUGAGAAAGCAGACAUCAGUGCCAAUAUCUACCCAGACAUUAACAUUAUUGCUGGAGCUCUCAAGCUUUAUCUCCGAGACCUUCCCAUCCCAGUCAUCACAUACAACGUUUACUCCAAAUUCAUACUAGGAGCCCAAAUAACAGAUCCUGACUCUAGGCUAGAGGCAAUACAUGAUGGCCUUCUUCAGCUUCCCCCCGCCCACUAUGAGACCCUGCGUUAUGUGAUGACACACUUGAAGAGGGUCACCAUGCAUGAGAAGGAUAAUUAUAUGAAUGCAGAAAACCUAGGAAUUGUUUUUGGACCGACGCUCAUGCGGCCACCGGACCAGAACACUCUCACGACUCUCAAUGACAUGAGAUACCAGAAACUCAUCGUUCAGCUCUUGAUAGAGCAUGAGGAUAUUUUGUUUUAACAUGUUUAAUGGAGGAAAUCUGUGUUGUGGGGACCGAACACAGAAACGAAUUCAUUUCGCUAAUCCACUUUAUAAACCCUGUUCAUUUUACAAUGCAGCCUGCAGCAAAUGUAAAGAUAUUAUAUGUUUAUGUAUUCUCAUCAUGUCUGUUAUUUGACACAUUUCACUCAAUGUGUUUUCCAAUAAUGGUACAGUAUGAACAAAUGCUGUUACACAAAAUUGAAUUCAACAUUCUGAAUAGAGGCAUUAUUAUAAACACUUUUUUAUUGAUUCAUAGUACAGCAAGAAACGUGCUUUUCUCAUUGAUGCCAAAUAUUUAUGCAUCCCAGACAGCAGACGACUUCGGGCUGGAUCCGCACUGGAGCUGCUGACUUCGGUGCGGAUCCGGUGCAAAGUUGUCUGCUGUCUGGGAUUGACCUAAAUGCUCUCCGUGAUCAAGAGCAUUUAAUAGCAUUGUGAAACUGACAUAUUGUCAAGUAAUUCAAUGUAAAAAAAACUAUUUUUUGGGGGGUCAUUAUGAUGAUGUUAAAUGUAUAAUGUGUGCUAUAAUGACCAGACAAUGAAGAUCUCAUGUGAAGCACUUUUUAAUUUUACAAAGAGUGUAAAUAGUCAUCAUAUUUUUGUUCGGUCUGCGUGAAUAAUGCUGUAUUUAACCUUGAAAACAAUGGCCUGGUUUACAUAAACACUCAACAAAAUUGUUUUGUCAGCAUUAUUUAGUGGACAAUUAGCUCUACUCCCAUUUAAAGAAUGAGACUAAAACAAAAUUGCAUGGAUCCAUCUUAGACAGCAAGGCCUAUAGGCUAGAAGCGAGAUCAUGUCCUAUGGAAACAAUGCUCAAGGGUACCAUUGUCUUGGUCUACACUGUAAAAAUUUUGCUGUAAUUUUGCAGCUGGUUGCCAGUAACUUACUGUAGAAGAUAAAGUCCAAAAAUGUUUCAUGUUCAUUUAACUUUGAACAAAAUGUUGCCAGUAAAUAACAUAAAUGUAAAAUCUACGGUAAGUUACUGGCAGCUAGUUGCCAGUAAUACCCAGUAAUACUGUAAUUUCUACAGAAAUUUUUUACAGUGUAGUUGUUUUUAAGUUGUUUAUUUGAUUUAAGACUUUUCAACAGUUUUGUUUUAGGAUGUUUUCUGUGACAAAUGUAAUUAUGGUUGUAAUUUAUCAAAAGCUGAUUUAUUAAAUUAUGUAAAUCUGUUUGCUAUUUUAAUGUGUUAAAUUAAUUUGUGGCAUUGAUUCAUGAUUACUGACAGCACUCAUAAACUUUUGAAAGCAGCGUUAUUAUUAUUAAUGAAAGCUUUUUACAUUUUGUUUACAUGAUAUGUUAAAUAUGCUGUUGUUAUUAUUUCUGCUCUGGUUCACACACUCUACCUUGGUCAGCUGGUUAGGCGUUGGCUAAGGUUGGUUUCUACGUACUAAAUUUAGGGGUGUGAAUGGCAACAUUGUUUUAGUAUCAGACAGCUGAGCUGGUAUUUUAUUUUUGACUUUUACCGCAGCGCAGGUAAAGUAAGGUAACUGCAGGUGCAACAGUACCUGUCUCAAUUGACCAAUCACAGAGAGCGCGGGCGUGUCAGAAGCAGGUGAACUAUAAAUAAAUGAAAUCAUCACUCACAUUGUGUUUCGGACAGAGAUGCAGUGCUAUGUGAUGUGGGCUUAGUUUCAACCACAAAGUUCUGCUGUGUGUUUGGAAAGAAACAAGAAAGUCAAUAGGAGAGUCCCUGACAUUGCUGCCUAGGACUGUGCCGGAGAUUAACAGACAUAAUGGCAGACAAGUUUCCUUGGUGGAAAACUUUAACUGGAAAAAACAAAAAUAUUCUGAAAGAAGUCCAGCAAGAGUUUGCAAAUCCGGACAAAAAAUCAGCGAAACAAAGCAGCACUGACAACAAAAACAUCAAUCCGAUCGGCGACGAGACGUUCGACGAAUCUCAACUGGAGACGGUCAUCAAUGAACACACAUUCCGUAGACUCGUGAAAGUGUCACGCUCCGGCCGCUUCAGACAGAAGGACCGAGUGAGGGGCACAAUGCCUGAAAACAACUUUUUUGAUAGAAACACUGCUGCUGCAAAGUAGAAAACAAGAUAUGACAAAACAGGACAAAACUGCAAUUCCCUAGCAACAGUAGACUACAGCGCUUCUUUAAAUGGAACUCCCGAGCGCCGCGACUCAUUUUGUCGCGUCGCGUCGUUCGCUUCGAGUGAAGGAAAACAUCAAGCUUUUCACUUUAAUUUGAGUGACUGUCAGUGAUACCUGUUGCAUUGUUCCAGUGAUCUGGAGCCGGCAUUUGUCUCUGAAAAUCAUCUUAGAGACACUGAAUGCCUGAUGCUUGCACAUCCCAUCCCACAUAAAAAUACUGUAGUAUACUUUAAAUUUUAAUAUAAGAAAGUGUAUCAUAAUUUCUAGAUGUGGUUUUGAAUCAUACAGUAUUAUUAAAUAGUAUACAGACUACUAUUCAUUAAGUUAACAAAGUGUAGUAUUAGUAAAAUACACUAACAGCUUACUAAAUACUAAAGUAUACUUCAGCAUUUUUAUGUAAGAUAAAUUGAUGAAAUAUUCGUUUAUUGGCCUCUGUAGGCUUAAGAUGCAGAUCAGCACUAGGCCGGGUUGGGAUGUUUGCAAGUUAAAUUUGUUAUUAGUUUUUUCCAAAAUUCUUUUAUUUAUGGCUUUAAAAGGGAGUUUGAAUUGUUUAAAGGGGACAAAUCUGACUUUUUCCACGUUUAAGUGCUAUAAUUGGGUCCCCAGUGCUUCUAUCAAUCUAGAAAAUGUGUAAAAGAACAACCCAGUAACUUAGUUUUGAUAAACCAUUCUCUGCAAGCAUGUGGAAAAAAAUAGGUAAUUGGAAUUUGGCUCCCCUUGUGAUGUCAGAAAGGGGAUAAUACCGCCCCUUAAUCUGCACUAUCCAUCGGCACUGCCAUUUAGUUUAGAGAUCAGCUCAUUUGCAUUUCAAAGGACUCACCCAAAACGAGAAUUUUUUGCUAACACCUACAAAGUGGCAAUUUUAACAUGUUAUAAUAAAUUAUCAAUAUGAGCUAGAACUUCACAUACGUACUCUGGGGACACCAAAGAUUUAUUUAACAUCUUUAAAAAGUCCUGUGAAAUGUCCCAUUUAAAUGAAUUAAAUUUAGCAGUGCUAAUGUGGUUCUCAAACUGGGGGGCAAAUUGGUAACAAAAGGGGCCCACUUUUAUGACAUUUUUUUAGUUAAUUCAUUGUAAAUUUUGUGCAAUUAAACCAAUAAUUUAAUAGUUCAAAAUAAGGCUACUAACCAAACAGCACGACAUCAUAUAAUCUGUUUUGUUUAAUUCAAAUUUUAUAUUUGAGAUUGUUUUAUGUCAUGAAUUAUCUUUUGGGGGGCCAGAGAAAUGCACCAUACACAGGGGGGUGCCAAAAAGUUUAAGAACCACUGUUUGGGCAGAACAUAUGUAUAUAAGUAAUAUUUGAGUUUUACUCUUUCGGGUCUACUUGAAGGAAGAUUUGGUUUUACAUUAUUAGUCAUUGCACCUGAGAAGUUUGUAGUUUUUUAAUUACCAGUAAAGUUUGGAGUAAAUGAAGGACAAAGCCAAUAUAGUGAGCAUGUUUUUAUGUAAAGGCUAACAUGAUAUAGAAUUUGCCAGUAUUGAUAAUAUAUUAAUUGACAAUGCUGUACAUUUGACAAUAAUUUUCCAGUAAUUACAAUAGCAGCAGUAAUAGAGGUGACCACAAAACACUGGUUAACCCUAAAAAUGUAUAGGCCUCUUUUAGUAUUCUAAUGUAUAUUUUUCACAUGAAGUCUUUGUAAUAUCUGACAUGAUCUUUUUGAUCAUAUGAGCUGAUGAGUUUUUUUUUACAUUUAUUUUUCGUACUUCAUUUCAUUGAGAAUAGAAAUGGAAUUGCAACAGUUUAUGUUACUGUGUAAUGACGUAGUAUGAGAAUGGAAUGUUGUUAAAUGUGGAUGAGCAGUUGCUGCGGUAUGCAAAUUAUAAUACAACAAUGCCACACCAUAAUACCAUAAAA
Messenger RNA from Misgurnus anguillicaudatus (oriental weatherfish), 5801 nucleotides. RefSeq names its product chimerin 2 (gene chn2). Gene Ontology annotation, biological process: positive regulation of GTPase activity; signal transduction; regulation of small GTPase mediated signal transduction. Gene Ontology annotation, molecular function: GTPase activator activity. NCBI's taxonomy places the organism in Eukaryota, Metazoa, Chordata, Actinopteri, Cypriniformes, Cobitidae. The record is from RefSeq and is a predicted model, not a curated record.